Messenger RNA from Odobenus rosmarus divergens (Pacific walrus), 426 nucleotides. It is a transcript of the gene LY6G6D, whose product is annotated as lymphocyte antigen 6 complex, locus G6D. Gene Ontology annotation, cellular component: external side of plasma membrane. Gene Ontology annotation, biological process: acetylcholine receptor signaling pathway. The record is from RefSeq and is a predicted model, not a curated record. Gene Ontology annotation, molecular function: acetylcholine receptor inhibitor activity. The transcript is spliced from 3 exons. Lineage: Eukaryota; Metazoa; Chordata; Mammalia; Carnivora; Odobenidae. The coding region runs from base 1 to 426 and encodes 141 amino acids.
AUGAACUCCUUACUUCUUGCGGUCCUGCUUGGCACCCUGCUGGGGUCUGCCUUGGGAAACCACAUGCGAUGCUUUGAGUGCAAAGGAGGCCCCAGCAGCUCCUGCAAAGAAACAGUGGCCACCUGUGGGGAGGGGGAGCACUGUGGCUUCUUGGAGCGCAAACCCCAGCCGGACCGAGGGCAGAACAAGCUGUCUGGAAACCCCUCAGUGACCUUGAUUCAUCACUAUCCAGCCUGCGUGGCGGCCCAUCAUUGCAAUCAAGUGGAAACAGAGUUGGUGGGAGACGUGACUUACACAACCCACAGGGACUGCUGCGUCGGAGACCUGUGUAACAGCGCUGUGGCAAGCACCGUGGCCCCGCCACGCAUCUUGGCUGCAGCAGCCACCGCCCUGGCCUGGCUCUUGCCAGCACUGUGGAGAGGCUAG